Lasiodiplodia theobromae is the source of this 3786-nucleotide messenger RNA. Its product is annotated as Two-component sensor protein histidine protein kinase (dhkj). The coding region runs from base 1 to 3786 and encodes 1261 amino acids. The record is from RefSeq and is a predicted model, not a curated record. The transcript is spliced from 4 exons. Gene Ontology annotation, molecular function: phosphorelay sensor kinase activity. NCBI's taxonomy places the organism in Eukaryota, Fungi, Ascomycota, Dothideomycetes, Botryosphaeriales, Botryosphaeriaceae. Gene Ontology annotation, biological process: phosphorylation; phosphorelay signal transduction system.
AUGACCGGCGCCGCCCGCACCCACGAGCUCCGCAAAUAUUCGGAAAACGGACAGCUCCCGCUCGCCAACGCCGCAUGUGAGCACCCGCUGGGCUGGCAUCCCGCCCUCCAACUCCAGUCGCCGCUAUGCGCCGCCCUGGCGGCCUUCACCGAGCUUGUCGUUGCGCGCCUUGGAGUCUUCGCCGCCUUCGCGAGCCUGACCGACGGCCGCACCCAGCGCGUGCUGGCCGGGACCUGGGGACAGACAGAAGGACACAGCCGGGACGAUGCGCCUCUGAGAUGGCUGCAGACCUGUGACGCCGACCAGCACGUCUGGCUGUCGCUGGCCCGCCGCGCCCUCGGCCUCGACACCCACCCACGCGACCGCGCCUUCCCGGGCGGCGGCAUCGCCGUCCAGCUCGAUGCCGAUCGCCGCGCAGCCAAUCUCAGCUGCGUCGUGCGCCCUCCGCACCUCAGAUACUAUGCCGCCGUCCCCAUCCGCUCCCGCCGUGGAAUCUGCAUCGGCACCAUCUUCGUCCUCGCCCGCGAGCCCCGCUUCGAUUCCUUCGACGACGAUCUGGCCUUCCUGUCCUCCAUUGCCGCCAAGUGCAUGACCCAACUCGAAACAGCCCGGGAAAGCUACCUGAAGAGCCGCAUCACCAGGAUCAAUGAUGGCGUGUGCUCCUUCAUUCACUCCAGAGAUGCCGGCCCCGACGAGCCUUCGACCGCCGCCCCGCCCGCUUGCAAUGCCGCCGCAGAACAAGCUCCCACGACGCAAUCGGUGCCCGCCGCCCCUCAAACCCCUUCGGCCAAUGACACGAAACCCGAUGCCGGAGAUGGCUCUGGUGCUGGCCCCGGGAGGACAACCUACAAAGAAGCGUUCGCCCGAGCAGCCGCACACUUGAGGGCUGCACUCGACGUCGAUGGCGUCUUGUUCGUUGAUGGUUUAAUUGGCUUCAAUGGGGCUCUGACGCCAUUGGCAAAGCGUGAACAGGAACUCGAAGACGAGAUGAAUCAAAAGUCCGGCCGGAAGGAUCCGUCAAAAGAGGAUCCACAGUGGACACCAACCCCGGAGAACUCGGGUGUCGAUUCGCCAGACGACACACACACUCCGGAUGAUGGCUCCGGGCCUGCGGAGAGAACCUUCACCAGUGCCGACUUCCAGAAAUCCACCCUUGUAAGGCGGCCGGGCGAGAUCCUUGCCAUCUCUGUGCCCAAUCCGCAGGCGAGACCUCGAUUAAAGAACCUUUCCCUCAACCCUUCUGACAGGGAUUGCCUCGACGAACGUUUCCUACGAAAGUUCCUUGCAAGAUAUCCUUCCGGUAAGAUCUGGUAUUUCGAUGAGGAUGGCGCUCCCUACACGUUUUCUGACGGGGAGACUCUCGUGCCUGAUGAUCCGCGUGGUGAGGCGAACCAAUUUGCUGCUGCUUUCCGGGGCAUUCGACAACUCAUUUUUGCCCCCUUGACGGAUCCAGUGACGCUCAAACGCUUGGCUGGAUGUUAUGCGUGGACAACUCGAGUCCAUCCUGUCUUUACCGAGACUGCAGAUCUUGGCGCAUUCAAGGGCUUUCUGCACUCUGUUGAAGCUGAGGUGUCCAGGAUUGAUACCGUAGCAGCAAUCAAACAGCAAGAGUCGUUCGUUUCGUCCGUCAGUCACGAAUUACGUACACCUCUGCAUGGCAUACUCGGCGCUGUUGAAUUUCUUGGAGAGACAAAGCUUGACAGCUUCCAACAAGGCUUGGCUGAAAGCAUUCGUUCGUGCGGUUCGACUUUACAUGACACCCUCAGCAGUGUCCUCUCAUACUCGAAGAUUAAUCAGUUUGAGCGAAGGCGGCACAAGUCCAAACACAAGAUCUCCGAGGAGAUCAAAGAUGCCGUUGAGGAGCCCGACCAUGACCUGCAUGGCCUGCUCACUUCUGCCAACAUUGCUACUCUCUGCGAGGAGGUUGUUGAGGUUACUGCUGGUGGUCACACCUUUAACAAGCCGACUUCAACCGACGAUCUUACAAUCACCAUAGACGUCAAAUUCCAAGACAAUUGGAACUUCUUGACUGAGCCUGGUGCCCUCCGACGUAUCAUGACCAACAUUCUCGGUAAUGCGCUGAAAUAUACAGAGAAGGGUUUUGUCAAAGUCGGCUUGGACAUUGAAGACAUGAGCAGCGAACCAGCUUCCAAGAGCAAGCCAGGCCCCAAACUCAAGCUUAUCAAGUUUUCCGUGGCUGACUCAGGGAAGGGCAUGUCAAAAGAGUUCCUUGAAAAACACUUGAGUGUGCCCUUUACCCAAGAAGAUACAAUGGCGUCUCAGGGAGUGGGUCUAGGCAUGUCAAUCGUCAAGAGUCUUGUUGCGAUGCUGGGUGGGAAUAUAAGGGUUCAGAGUCAGCUAGGAAAGGGCAGCACAUUCACUGUCAGUAUUCCUAUGGCGGCGGGGGAUCCCAAGAUUCCUUCUCCCGCGACGGUUGCUCUCGAUAAGGCGGUGCCCGAAUUACGUCAAAGAAACCUCAAUGUUGCCAUUCGCGGCUUCCCUCACACCCUCCAAGAAUCCUUCGAAGAUUACUUACGCAAUUGGUUCAAUUGUAAUAUUCUCGCGGCCGAAGACAACGCUCAACCCGACGUCCUCGUCGUGGACCAGGCUGCCCGGACUUUGUCACAGGACAUCCGCUCCCGGUAUCAACCCAACAGCCUUGCUCUACUUAAUGUUUCAAUCUCCCCCUCUUUGCGGCGGCGGUCAGACAGCCUCGACUGGGGCUUCCGAUCCCGCCAGACCAUAUCGCGCCCUAUCGGUCCUCACAAGCUUUCCAAAGCACUUCUCGCAUGCGCGGAAAGCUUGGCGGAGGAAUGCUCCAGCCCCGAGCUACCACGUCCGGUCACCCAGCGACUUGAGACCAACCAGUCCCAUCCCUCCCGCAUGGAUGUCGACCCCACUGUCUCUCCCCGGAGUAAAGCCUUGGCACGCGCCGCCGACCCUAUCCAGUCCCUUGAAGACCUUCCUUCGCCGACUAAACGAGCGCGCCACUACCCUCCCGAUGCAUCUUCUCCGCCAGAUCUACCGACGUACCCAUUCAGAGCGCCAUCUCCCUAUCAGCACCCUCCACAUGAUUCACAUCAGUCGCCAAUAUCCCCGACAGCUCCUGCUGCAGCCUUAGCGCUGGAACGAUCCCUUCUCUCGCUUGGUUCACCUGUCCAAUCUGAGUCAACUCCCCGCCUCUUGCUUGUCGAGGAUAACGCCGUCAACCUUAGACUGCUCCAAACGUUCAUGUUGAAAAAGGGCAUCACGGAUGCUGCAACUGCAGAGAACGGGAAGGUUGCAGUAGAACAAGUAGCGAAAGUAGCAGAAGCGGGCGGUGGGUUCGAUAUCAUCUUCAUGGACAUUUCCAUGCCCAUAAUGGACGGUUUCGAAGCCACUCGCGCGAUUCGCGCGAUUGAACGCCGACAACGUAUCACUGCCUCCGCACCGCCGCCCGCACCACCGCCGCACCCGCCGCAACUGUCCCACAGCGUCUCCACGCCCUCAGAAUCCGAGUCCACGACGCCGUACACGACCCCUUCCACUGGCCAGGAUUCCCACCAGCAUCGACGACGUUCCUCCCAGGCUUUCGUCGUGGCCCUCACAGGCCUGGCCUCGACAAAAGACGAAGACAAGGCUUACAAUUGCGGCGUGGACCUCGUCAUUACGAAACCAGUCAAGUUCGGGAAAUUGACGGAGCUGUUCGAGAAGUGGGAGAAGGGAGAAUUGAAAGGUGGCAGUGGUGGAGGUCUUGUGGAUGACUUAGUGGAGGAAGAGAGCGAGGGAGGGAUGGGAGUCGAAUGA